CUCAUAUUUUGUGCUUAAACUUUACAUAGCAUCAUUUUUUGCCCUCAUGUGGGCGUCGCGCCCCAAAUUGAAUUUACGUGAUGUUGCGAAAUAAUCUGAAGACUCUCCAGUUAAUAGAGUAUGAAGGAAUUUAGACACAUUCUGUAUCUGUGAAAAUCGCUCUGUUUUACAAUUCUGUGGGAGCGACGUAAUACAGGAUAGAGGUCAUUUCAAGGUUCAUGAUGUCACAACAAAAACGAAAGGUUAUGUUUCUGUUUGAUUAAUCGAUAUUUUUCCGUUAAAGAUAUUCCACAAUGGCCAAACAAUCAAGCGUUAAAUCUAAACGUAAACUAAUAAAUCCAGUUUUUCAUCUACAAACAAAAGAAGAAGAUGACAAUCAACUAACAAAAGGUAUGAUCAAAAUUGUUCGAAGGACGGGACAGCUCAACUUAUCGGGACGUAGUUUGGCCCAUGUACCUGAAAAAAUGUUUACUAUGUAUGAAUUAACAGAGGAAGACACUGCGAAAUAUAUAGACUUCAACAAAGAGCCCGAGGAGGAAAACUGGUGGCAGUUUAAACCCUUAAAUUACUUGGACCUAAGCUCAAACGUACUGCAUGAGAUUCCCGGAAAAAUUGGAAUGUUUGAGGACUUGACUGCACUCAAUUUGCAAGAUAACAACAUAACAAGUUUACCCCCUGAAAUUUGUAAUCUAACCAAGUUAACAAAACUAAACCUCAGCCAUAACAAGAUUAAUUUGUUGCCAAUGGAAUUUUACAAGUUAGUGGAGUUACAGGUCCUUUCAUUAGCUCAUAACAACUUGGAAAAAAUCUCGAAAAACUUUGCCGAUUUGGUUAUGCUACAACAAUUGGACUUGUCUCAUAAUAUUUUAACCAAAUUACCACCAGGAAUGGGGUUUUUAGUGCGACUAACUGAAAUAAAUCUCUCACAUAACAAACUAAUUGAAUUACCACCCGAUAUUGUUAACUUAAGGGGUCUCUUGAAAUUGGAUGUUACUCACAAUGACUUGGUUUACUUGCCAAAAAUGGGCGAACUUGCCAAGUUACAGUUUUUGUAUGCCCAACACAAUAAUAUUGAGGAAAUUCCAGAUUUUGAGGGCUGUACACACUUACAGCAAGUCUAUUUUGGCAACAAUUACAUAAAAGAAGUUACUACCGAUUUUUGUGAAAACAUGUCAAAUUUAAAAAUUCUUGAUUUGCGAGACAAUAAAAUCGAGCAAAUUCCCAAUGAAAUCGCGAUGUUGCAACACUUGAUUCGACUCGAUUUAACCAAUAAUGAUUUGACAGAUCUUCCCAAUUCAUUGGGUUUGUUAGCGCACUUGCAAAAUCUUCAAUUGGAAGGUAACAAGUUGAAAAAAAUCAGAGGUGAUAUUAUUAAAGGAGGAACAAUGCGCAUUUUGAAACAUUUGAAGGAGCAGCUUGAUGAUGAAGACCUUGAGAGUGUUCCUAAAGUCUCCACUAUGCAACAUGAAGCUAAAACAUUUCCCGAUAAAUACACUAUCAAACAUUCACGUUCUUUGAAUGUUACAAUGAAGCAGCUUACUUCAGUACCUGAUGAUGUUUUCGAGGAAGCCAAAUUAGCAGAAGUUACUAUUGUUGACUUGUGUAAAAAUAAACUACCUUCAGUGCCUAAUGGGAUACAAUUAGUGGCCGAAAAUUUGACCGAAUUAAAUUUGUCUAUGAAUGCUAUUAGCGAAAUUCCUGAAUUUAUCAGCAAUUGUAUAAAACUGAAAUAUUUCGAUUUGGGCAACAAUUUAUUGUCGGAUUUGCCGGAAUGUUUAAGUUCAUUGGUUGGUUUAAGAGAACUUGUACUAAGUAACAAUAGAUUUGUUCACAUACCAGAUUGUGUGUACAGUAUGGUAGGGUUAGAAAUACUUUUAGCUAGUGAUAACAAAAUAACUGAUAUUAAUGUGGAGGGACUGAAAAAUCUUACAAGAAUUGCAACUUUAGAUUUGACCAACAACAACAUGAGUCAUAUACCACCUGAACUGGGGAAUGUCACUCAACUCAGGACACUGGAGUUACGAGGUAAUUGCUUUAGACAACCGAGGUACGCAAUUUUAGAACAAGGGACUGCUUCCGUACUAAGUUAUUUGAGGGAUAGAAUUCCUAAAUAGUUUCUAGUCAUAGUUUUAUUUUCUGUUUUAUUUCGUAGGCCUUGAUCGAAACGUGUGAUUAGCAGGAUCAAAUUUUGAUAUGAUUGCCCUUUUAACCAUCUGCAAAUGUUACAGGGAUAUGCAUUACUUUGAAAAUGUAAUCGAAAAUGGUUUAUUUGUUUUUAUUGUA
Messenger RNA from Tribolium castaneum (red flour beetle), 2283 nucleotides. RefSeq names its product flyers-cup (gene f-cup). NCBI's taxonomy places the organism in Eukaryota, Metazoa, Arthropoda, Insecta, Coleoptera, Tenebrionidae. The transcript is spliced from 9 exons. Gene Ontology annotation, molecular function: protein binding. The record is from RefSeq and is a predicted model, not a curated record. The coding region runs from base 294 to 2114 and encodes 606 amino acids.